Molecule: messenger RNA, 2661 nt
Organism: Carcharodon carcharias (great white shark)
Lineage: Eukaryota; Metazoa; Chordata; Chondrichthyes; Lamniformes; Lamnidae
Product: palmitoyl-protein thioesterase 1-like
Exons: 9
Coding region: 126-1046 (306 amino acids)
Biological process (GO): protein depalmitoylation; receptor-mediated endocytosis
Cellular component (GO): lysosome
Molecular function (GO): palmitoyl-(protein) hydrolase activity
Source: RefSeq, a predicted model, not a curated record
AAAUCUGAAACAGAAACAAAAAUAGCUGGAAAAACUCAGCUGGUCUGACAACAUGUGGGGAGAGGAACACAGUUAAGGUUUCGAGUCCGUGUGACUCUUCAUCAGAACUCAGUUCUGACUGUAAGAUGGCUUCGCAGGGAGGAGAAUGGAUUUUGUUGCUCUUCUGUUUCUCCUUCGUCUGGGAAACCGUGCCAUGGAAGAUAAACCGGAAUGCUACGGAGCCAACACCGGUAGUCAUUUGGCACGGCAUGGGUGAUAGCUGCUGUAAAGGACUUACCCUGAAACACAUUAAACUGGUAGAAGAAACUGUCCCAGGAUGUUAUGUUUUGUCCUUGAAAAUUGGAAAAAAUGUUACUGAGGAAAUUGGUAACAGUUACAUCAUGAAUGUAAAUGACCAAGUUGAGCAGGCAUGUAAUAUAUUGUCCAAGGACAAGAAGCUACAGAAUGGAUAUAAUGCGAUGGGCUUCUCUCAAGGAGGUCAGUUUAUGAGAGCUGUGGCACAGAGAUGUCCCUCUCCUGCAAUGAUGAAUCUCAUCACAUUUGGAGCCCAACAUCAAGGAGUGUAUGGUUUACCCCACUGUCCUGGAGAGAGUUCGCACAUCUGCAACUGGAUAAGAAAAAUGCUAAAUUUGGGUGCUUACAAUAGUCUGAUUCAAAAGCAUUUGGUGCAGGCAGAGUACUGGCAUGACCCCUUGAAUGAAGACCUAUACAGGAACAAAAGCAUUUUCUUGGCAGAAAUUAAUCAAGAAAGGGGCAUUAAUGAAAGUUAUAAGGAGAAUCUGAUGAAAUUGAAAAAGUUUGUGAUGGUGAAAUUCUUGAAGGAUUCCAUGGUUGACCCAGUUGAUUCAGAGUGGUUUGGUUUCUACAAAGCUGGCCAGGCCAAGGAUACUUACAGCUUGCAGGAGAGUGUACUUUAUCAAGAGGAUCGAUUGGGGUUGAAGGCAAUGAACAAAGCGAGCAAAUUGGAAUUUCUGACUGUGGAUGGGGACCACCUUCAAUUCUCAAAGGAAUGGUUCAUCAACAACAUAGUUCCUUACCUGAAGUGACCCUUUUUCUGAGCCAGUAGCUGUCAACUAAUUGAUUCAUCCCAACAUUAACACAUUUAAUGCUGUAAGUUUUGUAAAAACUGGCUCACUAGCCAAGUUUGAAUUAGUUUCAACUCCAAGUACUAUGAAAUUUAGGGUGAUUUUCCGCAAUGCAAUCUACUCUUGAAUUCAAAGCACUUAUAUUGCCUUUAAAUUUUCGCUCUAAAUUCUUACUUCAUGUUGCUUAACUCUCAUUGCUAGACAAUUCAAUUUCCCAUGCAGAAAACUUUGAAUUCAGCAAUAGUUAGUACCUUUCAUCAAAGCUAAUGUAAAAUGAGACAAAUAAUGAUUUUGAAAGUAACAGUGGAAUCACUUGUUCAAAAAUGAACCAUGCAGAACAGGAACGCGUUACUCAUCUGAUGAGUUAGCUUAUCAGGCAUAGCUUCAGUAUUUCUAGGGUACAGUCAUUAACAAUCAGCCGUUUUUGCUGUAUCUGAUCACUACUGAUUGAUCCCGCCCCUUGCAGGAAAAAUGCAUGUUGGUUGAGAGAAGAAUCAGGCUUGAUUUGAUGACUUCCAAAGUUGAAUAGCUGACUGACACUCUAGGCUCAUAUCAGGAAGUUGAGACAAGAGGGGGCAUUGUUAAAGGUAGACCAUGACUAGUCACAGUAUAAACCUGAUGAGGUAAAAUAAAAUUUUACAUACAUCAGAAAUCUAAAUAUUAAUUUUGACUCAUAUAUACUUAUUGACAAUCCUGUUCGUGUCCAUUGGUGUGUUUAUAUUCAACAAUCCAGUAUUAACCUAUUCCAGGAUUAUAGAAAUGUCUUACAACUGAUCCAUGUAAACUAGGUGAGCUACAUCUUUAAACAAAUCUAGUUUGAAGAGACUCCUUAAACGUUAGCUGACAUUAUACACUGGUGUAAUUACAGCUCAAGCAAUUUAAUCGUGCAAAUGAAAUUUAAGAUAAUGUUGAAAUGGCGCUUAAACAUUUUAGAGGAAGCAACUAGUAGUGAUCCCAUUGUCUGAGCCUGAACAUGGUGAAUUUCUUGGCUUAGCAUUUUGUUAAAAGCUGAGAAGCAACACUAUGAUUCUUCUCAUUAGGCCAAAUAGGCCAUCACCAAGGAGAGACAUUACUUUUACUCUUCAAUUUUGCAAAAACUCAAAUCAGCCAAAAAUUGCUGCAAUAGUUCAUCUCAUGGCGGUCUCAGGGUUAAUUGACUUUUUACCUCAUCAUUCAUGGCACAUUAAUUUUGCACUAUAAGUUGCUCAAAUGUCAAAAUGAUAACAGGACAGUAGUGUCAAUUUUGUAUCUACGAUGUCAUGAUCUAUCUCACUGAUCAGCCACAUGGCACCAUUAAAAAAACUGAAAACAGAUGCCAAAACUCAGUUAAGGUGUGGCAUUGCAGUGGAUGACCUAGGUUCUGAAAUGACUUUAAAUCAACUAAAAAGUUACUAACAUUUUGAUGCUUUUAAAUGCAGUACAAGGUGAUAAAGCGUUUUGCAGAUAUACUUUAAAGAUACACCUGUACGAUAAUUUGUUGAUUCUUUCUGAUGCGAAUGCACAGUUUUUCAUUUUCAUCUGUGUUAAUUUGUUGAAUAAUGUUGUUUUGAAUAAAAUGUCCGCUGUUUCACGUUGA